UAAACCAUUUGAACAUGCUUGGUAAUCAUGUUUUGCACAGAUUAUUUUAGACGGUUUGUUUGAUCAAUAGAAGAUAUAUACGAAAUUUAUCAUGUUACUGACUAGGAACAUAACGAAUGGUUUUUUUAGAAUUAUAUCUAGUGACUCUGUAUUAAAUAUUAUAAACAGAUAUUCAAGACAAGAUAUCUACGUGCAAAGUAAACGAAAUUUUGUAGGUUAUUUCGUAUUACGUCGUGGGAAAUGUUCAAGUAAAAACACUGAUUUGAAAGCGAUAGAUCAUAAAUUAAUAGUAAACUUUAGCUCAGACGGCAGCAAAGGAUAUUCAACCGACACAGAACUCACAUCUAUACAAUUUGAAAAAGUUACAGAUGAAACACUUGAUUCAUUAACAGAGUACUUUGAUGAAUUAAUUGAACAGUCACCGCAUUUAACAGAUGCAGAUGUGUCUUAUGGAGAUGGAGUAUUAACUGUUAAAUUUGGUAAAUCAUAUGGUACUUAUGUUAUAAAUCGCCAAACUCCAAACAAGCAAAUUUGGCUUUCUUCUCCAAAAUCUGGUCCAAAACGUUACGAUUUUGUGAAUGGUAGAUGGGUCUAUAAACAUGAUGGAAAGACAUUACAUGAAUUACUUAAUGAUGAAAUACCAGCAAUCAUAAUGAAUCCAACAUGCUUUCAUAAGUGUUCUUUUAGUGGUAAAGAAAAAGAAGCUAUGUUGGACAGUGUUUAA
Molecule: messenger RNA, 724 nt
Organism: Dufourea novaeangliae
Lineage: Eukaryota; Metazoa; Arthropoda; Insecta; Hymenoptera; Halictidae
Gene: fh
Product: frataxin homolog, mitochondrial
Exons: 3
Coding region: 92-724 (210 amino acids)
Biological process (GO): iron incorporation into metallo-sulfur cluster; intracellular iron ion homeostasis
Cellular component (GO): mitochondrion
Molecular function (GO): 2 iron, 2 sulfur cluster binding; ferroxidase activity; ferrous iron binding
Source: RefSeq, a predicted model, not a curated record